GUCGCCCCACAGCGCUAGUCUGCCAUGGCCCGGGAGAACGGCGAGAGCAGCUCUUCCUGGAAGAAGCAAGCGGAAGACAUAAAGAAGAUCUUCGAGUUCAAGGAGACCCUCGGAACUGGGGCCUUUUCUGAAGUGGUUUUAGCUGAAGAAAAAGCAACUGGGAAACUCUUCGCAGUGAAGUGCAUCCCGAAGAAGGCGCUGAAGGGCAAAGAGAGCAGCAUCGAGAAUGAGAUCGCCGUUCUUAGAAAGAUUAAGCAUGAAAACAUUGUUGCCCUGGAAGAUAUUUACGAGAGCCCGAAUCACCUGUACUUGGUCAUGCAACUUGUGUCCGGUGGAGAACUCUUUGAUCGGAUAGUGGAGAAGGGGUUUUACACAGAGAAAGACGCCAGCACUCUCAUCCGCCAGGUCCUGGACGCCGUGUACUAUCUCCACAGGAUGGGCAUCGUCCACAGGGACCUCAAGCCUGAAAAUCUCUUGUACUACAGUCAAGAUGAGGAGUCCAAAAUAAUGAUCAGUGACUUUGGUUUGUCAAAAAUGGAGGGCAAAGGAGAUGUGAUGUCCACAGCCUGUGGGACCCCAGGCUACGUUGCUCCUGAAGUUCUUGCUCAGAAACCAUACAGCAAAGCUGUUGACUGCUGGUCCAUUGGGGUGAUCGCCUACAUCUUGCUCUGUGGCUACCCUCCUUUUUAUGAUGAAAAUGACUCGAAGCUGUUUGAGCAGAUCCUCAAGGCAGAAUAUGAGUUUGAUUCCCCCUACUGGGAUGACAUCUCUGACUCUGCAAAAGACUUCAUUCGGAAUCUGAUGGAGAAAGACCCAAAUAAAAGAUACACAUGUGAGCAGGCCGCUCGGCAUCCAUGGAUUGCAGGUGACACCGCCCUCAGCAAAAACAUUCAUGAAUCCGUCAGCGCCCAGAUCCGGAAGAAUUUUGCAAAGAGCAAAUGGAGACAAGCGUUCAAUGCCACAGCCGUCGUGAGACACAUGAGAAGACUACAGCUCGGCAGCAGCCUGGACAGUUCAAAUGCAAGUGUCUCAAGCAACCUCAGUUUGGCGAGCCAAAAAGAUUGUGCGUCUGGCACCUUCCACGCUCUGUAGUUUCCUUUCUUCUUCGUCGGGGGUCACAGGAGUCGGAGCUGAGAGGAGACCCAGGCCCACCACUGUGACGACAGGGCACACUGGAAGCAAGUGACCCGGCUCUGGAGGUGGGACCCAGGGGGCGGAGCCGGGGAAGGGGAAGCCCCAGGCCGGAGCAGCUCCAGCAUCGGAGACCCCACCCACCCUGCAUGGUGCGCCUGCAUAGGACUGGAAGACAGAAGUUUUUUAUGGCCAUAUUUUAUACUGCAAUUCUGAUGUGUUCAUUUCUCACAAACUGUACUGACUCAAGGGGAGCUGACUUCACAGGAUCUGGUGCUGUAUAUACGAAUCUUGCAAGGCUCUAACUGAAUGGACCUUCUUGCUCCCUUCCCCCAACUCCACCACUUCCGCUCUCUCGGUGUAGGAAGCCAUCUAGGGUGUAUUUUUUUUCAUGAAAAAAAAAAAAAGGUUUCAACUGGAUUAUUUAAAUAUUGGUAAAUGUUGUGCAUUAGAAUUCUUUUUUUUUCUUUUUGAGACGUGUCUUUUUUGAUCUCUUGUCAGUUACAUGACCUCUCUCAUUCGCUCCUUUAAUGGUGGCUUUAUGUUACCUUUAAGAGAUUUUUUUUAAUCCAGGAGGAGUUAAAAGGUAUUUUUUAAAAUUCUAAGAGGAUCAAGAAUCCGUCUCCAAGGCGGAGUGCACUUUACUUGUGUUCCCUGGCCCUUGGGAGGUCACCCCACCCCUGGGCUGGGCAGGCUUCUCUCCAGGUGGCUUUUGGCAAGGAACCUGCAGAAAACCUUACCAGCAGCUUCCCCUGAGAGCCCCUAACCAGCCACAGAAGAGAGAACCUUGUUUCUGCCCUAAAUUCCAGGCUCCACAUUACAGGUGAACUGCGCUCUAGGAACAGGAUUCCCGCAGGGCAUAGGCGCCCCCCUUAGAGGUGGGACAGGCCGCCAUCUUGUUUUUAAAAUGAACCACACACAGCCCUCAUCUCUCAUGGGGGAUGAUGGAUGAAACUCUGUUUCUCAGCUAUGCACUUUCAAAACAACUCUCUCUCUCUCUCUGUUUGUUUUAAUUUUUUAUUUUAAUUUCUAAUGCUACCCUUCAAAUGGCCUAUAGCACAGACUUUCCCCCUCCACAAUUUUACCCUAUUCUCUCAUGAAUAUUAGCCAAGGGAGGGGACAGAAAAGGCUCUAAAGAAGAAACCUUUUUGUUAGGUGAGAAGGAAAGGCUCCAGGUGAGCAGGAUACGGCCCACCUCAGAGAUGGCUGACUCAGCAAGGUCCAGCUAGUACAUAAGCCUUCCCUUACAUCAGAGGAAUCUAAAAUGAAAAGCAGCUAGGGUAGUCAGGGAAUUGUAUGCCCUGGUUUGCUAGGGACUGAAGAAUUUCCCCAGAUAUGGAACUUGAAGGCUAAAGUCAGGACUGUCCUAUGAAAACCAGUCCAUGUCAUUGACCUGCACAGUGGUUAGAUAUAGGAGAAGAGCAGGCACAGAGCAUAGGCCAGGGCAGACGUUCUCCAAGGAGGCUCUCAGACCUAGGCAAAUAGCUCAAAUGUCAGUUUUGCCCAUGUUCCCCUUCAGCCCUCAUGUCUGUUUAAAACCUGAGCCUCAGUGGCAGUCAGCUGUAGCCAACCAAGAUGGGCUGUGAUAGGUGUCCCUGAUGGCCCAGGCACAGUCCUGAGGUGGUUGUCCUCAUACCCCUCUCAGUCCUGCUAGACCAGUAAGUCAUCCUUGUCACUUGUACACUUUUACCUCUAGCCCUCCCCAGUGCGCACACACACACACACACACACACACACACACACACACACACACACAAUCACUAGCGAAGCAGCUCCAGUCCCCCAAAGAACCCAGUGCAAGAUACCUAAGAGCAGUUCCAAAGUCAGACAUCUGGUCUACCUGUUCCCACUUGCAUCAUAAGCUCCCAAAAGCUUAGUGAGAAUCCUGCCACACAAGCCCAAAGAAGAGUAGCAGUUUGAAGCUGUCAUUUCCAAAUCUAUAGACCUCUUGGGAAGAGUUUCUAAGAUGACAACAGACCCAGUUGGAAAGCAGAUGCCACUGAGUAUGGAGACUUACUUACCUACUCCACCCUUCAGAAAGGCAAUGAAAUAAAUAUUACAAACAGUAUUUAAGAAAACCCAGAAAUGUUUCUAAAGAAGUUUAUAGGAUAUUUCCUACCAACAAGUGUCAUGGGAAUAUCCAAGUUCAUAUAAUUAAUAAAAAAAAUGCAGGUGUGCUUGGUGGGCUAUAAUUAUAACACUUGGGAGGCUGAGGCAGAAGGAUCUCAGUUUCUAUGCAUUCUGAGCUAAUUAGUAAAUCCUUAUCUCAAAAGGAAAGAAAGGAGGAAGGAAGGAGGUAGGUUGGUGGGUUGCUGCAGUAGAUGAUUUUACCUGAGUUUAACCUGUCAUGUGUUAGCCCUUUAUGCUGUAUGGUACACAUAACUAUUUGCACCUACAAAGUAACAUUAUUAUUAGUGAUGAAAAGACUUCAUAGAGCUGGUAUAUGGGUACAUGGACUACAUAUAAAUAUAUAUGAACUACAAAUAAACACAGAACAGUUGAAGAGUGAACCCUGGUACAGGUGUCUACCUUGCAAUCAACUAUGCUUGAUUCAACCUUGACACAUGGGGUCUCCAUGAGCUGGUGUAAAGAAGAUGAUUGCGAGUGCCAGCCCUGUAGAAGAUAAGGCUGAACAUGUCUCCAGGAAGCACAUACAUGAUGUCACUAACUUGGGUUAUUUCCUACUAUUUUAAGAAAGGUGAAAACAUGUACCACCCAAGUCUUCCAUUCUGAGAAAGUCAGGAUGGUAGAAAGAUGAAGUUUCACUACCAGUUGGUAUUGUUAUAGAAUAAUCUAUCAGACCAUAGAAUGGACUUAGUCUUAAGAGCUGGAAAAUGGGGUGGCAGAGUCUUGGCUCCCUCACUCUUGUUAGAUUCCGCUGACAUAGUCUGAGAAUUUCCUGCACAUACCAGUAUGCUUGGCAGCAUCCUGUGGACACACAGGCCUCUCCCUCUCAGAUUGCUUUCCUAAUAUCAAGCUCUUACCAGCCCCCCCCCCCACUAUAGCCUCUUCACAUUUUCUGAGCAAAUGGAUAUUUAUUUCUUUACUUGGUUAUGAAAUUUUGAAAUAUUUCCAGAAUAUUCUUUCCUUCUUCCUACCUGUCCCUCCCUCUUUUCCUGGCCUUCACCCAUACCUGAGGCAGAAAGGGCAUCUAACACUCAUUUAAAACCAACAGUGAAUCAGAGGGGAGCCCCUUCAGCUCCAAGGCCAAUAGCUUGUCCUUCCUAACCACGGAAUCUGUAGAGUUGGGAGCUUCGUGUGGGGGUUAGGGAGGGACAAAGGCAGCUGGAGGCUGGAGGGACAGGGUCUGCCACAAAACUCUUGAGGAAAUGGGAGCUGCCCAGUGACUGGGACAGCGACCCCAGUGUCAGAGGCCUUUGUAAGAAGCCUGGCUCCUUUUUUAUCCCUUCCUACUGCCUCUAACCCCAAAGGGACUCUGGCUCCAGAAAAAUCAGCUGCCAUUCACCUCUGUGUGUGAAAGGAAAGAACUCUGGAGAAGGCAUUGAAACAACCCAAAAAGUAUGGAUUCCUGCCCUUGACCUUGAUUCUGGGUCACUUCUAAAAUGCCACCUUGAGUCUCCAGCCAUACCACUUCAACCGUGCCCAAUGUCAUCUAAGAUGCCUCCUUAAGAAGACAGCCACAUCCAUUUGCACAUUGUGGUUUUGAGAGACUUCCAAGCUUCAGAAAUCUCUGAGUGUGGUAUCUGAGGAACACGGCAAUUGGCUCAGUGAAUUCCAGACACUGUUUACCUCCUUAACCUUUUUGUGUCUAUACCGCAAUGCCCAGCUUGGGCUGGAUAGCUUGUAGAUGGCAGAGAGAACUGGCCUUUACACCACAGGACAAGAAUGGUGUGGACACUGGAGAAGGAACCAGCUGGUCCCCUCUUGAGAGGUUGAUCUCCCAUGGGAUACAAAAUGUGGUAUGGUCAGCACUCAGGUUUGAUGUUUUAUGAGCAUGUUUAAACAGUAGGGAAAGCCCACCCAGUGGAAAUGACUGGGAUUUUAGACCUAGGUAUCCCUUUGGCCCACUCAGAGUUAUGGCCAGAACUGACAUUUCACGCUGGGGAAACCAUCCUGGUGCCAUUAUUCCAGGCUGCAGGCAGGAAACCUGGGGCCAGCAGCGCCUCUUCCUUGCAAGAUUUGUGCAAGGGCUGUGCUGGGUUUUCCUAGGCCACAAGGAAGGAAGGUGAGGGCCGGUGAAGGACAGCUCCUUCCAUUUUUCAUAACCAGAAAUCGGGUUUUUCGGGUUUGCACAAUCACUCUGAGCAAGUGAGAUAUGGGCCCUGCUUGCAUGCCCUACAGAACCCGUGCUAGGUCCCCAUCCCUUCUCCUCACAUUCCAACAAUUGCCUUUCCCUUGAAUACAUUCCAGACCAAACACUGUUCAGUUUGUUUCCAAAAUUAAAAACCAAUGUAUAUAUCUGUAUGUACUCCACCUCUCUUUAAGGGGUUACCUGGUCCUAGGUUGGAGCUGCAAGCAGAAAAGGUAUUCCCAUCCUUCAGUUUUCAGAAUUGAAAGUUUUGAGGUGGUUUUUUUGUUUGUUUGUUUGUUUGUUUGCUUAUUUGUUUUUUAAGCCAAGCUGGGGAAGCAGAUUUUUGAAAGGCAAACUUACUUCCUGCUACCUCUACAAAGAUUUGUGUGCAGGUGAGUUAGCUUGAAAACUUCAACCCUGGGUAGCAGGCAGGUCUAAGGAAGAGGAGGAGGAGGAAAGGCCAUACCCCAUCCACCAGGGCCCUUCUUGGUGGUCUCAGUGCAUCACGGUCUGCCUACUGCUCUGGUGUGUGCACUGGAGCCCAGCUGUGAAGUCGGCCCUGCAUGCUGGCCACAGCCUGGCCUGCCUUCUGCCAGCAGCCGAAGUCUUCACAAUCAGCAGGGAGGACUGUGCCCUGUGUCGCCUCCCUGUGACCUCCAGUGGGAGCAGCUCAGCUUGUGGCUUUACGGGUUCCACUCUUGCAAACCCAAAGGCUGCGCAUUUGGAAGCCAAACAUUCAGUUCAGCAUGUGGCUGCCGUGGCUGGUUUCGUGGACAAAGCAAGCUGUGGAAUGGCUUCUCUGUGUCUGUGUUUUUCUAAGCCAAAGGGACAAACAGUUGCAUCGACCCCUUGUAUUAAAGCCGCUUCUGCAUCCUCCAUACCCGCUUUUAACCUUGUCUCUGGGGAGUUUGUUACAUAAUUACCGUGUCCUCUGAUGAUUUUCCAAACUAUGUUACUUAUAGGUGAUUUUAUUUUCCUUAUGGAUGGGAAAAAUGGUAAAGCUGAGACAUGUUUGAGGCUUUAGUCAAAGACAUCACUCAAAAGUCCCAAACACUAGUUAACUUGCUUCUCAAUGGGGAAAAAAAAGUCUUAGUUUGAACAGACAAGGAUUCUGAGGCCCUCCUGGAUAACCCUGCACUUUGGAAAACCAAGCAGGGGGGUUGGGGGGGCAGAGCUGGCAGUUGGGCUACAAAAGAGAGAAAGAAGGGCCUAGAACAUCAGCUCAGGUGUUUGUCCCACACUGCGGAAUCUGUGGUUCUCCUUGCAAGGUACUUGGCCAUUUCAGGCAAUGUAAGACAGUGUCCAGUAUCACAGCAGUAUCAUCAGUUUGAGAGACCGCAUGUUUCAGAGAACAUUUAUCUUAGUCCCACAUUCAGGUGAGAAGACACCAAAGGUACAUUCUUUCCAGCACAUCCAUUGGAACGAGGUCUAAAUUGGCUUCUGUGGCUAUAUAUGAUGUAAUUGGCCUUCAUCAAGCUCUCUCCCAACAGUGGGCAUGUUUUCCCAACAGCUUCCACCGUCAAACCCAGGAUCGGCCCCAUUCACUAUGACCAGGCUUGCAAUUGGUUUGGUUUUUUUCAUACAUGCUUGUCCAAAAAAAAUUUUUUUUAAAGUAAAAGAAGGGAAACUGUGCAUUUAUCCCAUGCAUGUAAUAAACUCUGCAAGAAGUUUAACCCCCAUAGGUUUGCGGCACUGCAAAAUUGUUCAUGGGUCUAUGUAGCAAAUGAUUCUCUGCCUUGACAAUCAUGUAUACAUAUCGAUUUCUAUCAUAAUGAUAAUGAGAUUGAUGACUUCUUGUUUUCCUCCAAUAAAGAGAAUUAAUCACCUUUG
Molecule: messenger RNA, 7213 nt
Organism: Peromyscus leucopus (white-footed mouse)
Lineage: Eukaryota; Metazoa; Chordata; Mammalia; Rodentia; Cricetidae
Gene: Camk1d
Product: calcium/calmodulin dependent protein kinase ID
Exons: 11
Coding region: 25-1092 (355 amino acids)
Biological process (GO): peptidyl-serine phosphorylation
Cellular component (GO): intracellular anatomical structure
Molecular function (GO): calcium/calmodulin-dependent protein kinase activity; calmodulin binding; ATP binding
Source: RefSeq, a predicted model, not a curated record